Molecule: messenger RNA, 3633 nt
Organism: Candidula unifasciata
Lineage: Eukaryota; Metazoa; Mollusca; Gastropoda; Stylommatophora; Geomitridae
Source: the annotation of a GenBank genome assembly
AUGGACCCAAAAAGCCAUCCGGCACUACCAGGGUACCAGCAGUCUGUCCAGAGUGUUAACACAGGUUCAGAUGACAUAAAGAUGACUACAGAACAAGGACCUGCAGCCUCCAAUGCUGCCGAUGUUUAUGAUUUUAAUAACCAUGACGACGGCAACAGUGGCAAUGAACAGCCCCCACCUCCGAAGCCUAAAGGCAGACGAGGUCGCAACACAAACCAGCUGCAGUUCAUGCUGAAGUCGGUUCUGAAAGCUGUAUGGAAACACCAGUUUGCUUGGCCCUUCCACCAGCCUGUGGAUGCUGUGAAAAUGCAGCUGCAUGAUUAUCAUAAAAUUAUAAAGACUCCGAUGGAUUUGGGAACCAUCAAGAAGCGGUUGGAAACUUACUACUACAGCUCAGCCAAAGAAGCCAUGCAGGACUUCAAUACGAUGUUCACAAAUUGCUAUGUCUAUAACAAGCCGGGUGAUGAUAUCACUUUGAUGGCACAAGAACUUGAAAAGUUGUUUUUACAGAAAGUUGCAGACAUGCCACCUGAGGAAAUCGAACUUCCAGUUGGUGGCAAGAAAGGAAGGGGAGCUAAAGCUGCAGCAGCAGCUGCUGCCCGAUCAGCUUUAAAGAAUCUCAACUCUGAGAAUAGGGCAGUCCCUUCAGCACCAAUUCCAAGGAGCACCCCACCUCGAUCAGCUACAGCUCCAGCUUACCAGUCCCCAUCUAAAGCAGCUUUACUUGCUGCUCCAGCUAACAACAGUAUGUCAGCACUCACUGGCUCCAAGUUAUCUGCGGCUCUGCAGGAAGAGCUUCAGCCUGCUGCUGCUGCCGCACAGACAUUACCUGCUGCUGUUUUACCCUCUCAGCCUGCUAAGCCAAAGAAGAGUUUGAAGCGGAAAGCUGACACAACAACACCUGGUACUUACAUUGGCUCAACAAAUGUACCUCCAGCACUUUAUGACUCUCAGUAUGAACCAAUGAAAAUUAGUGGCAAAGGUCAGCCCAAUCGUAGAGAAAGCGUUCGUCAAAUUAAAAAACCCAGACGAGACCUCCUUGACGAGCAGGGAAAUGUAAGUGAUGCCAGUGCACAGCACAGUUCAAAAGGCAAGAAGGGCAAACUGACGGAACAAAUGCGCUAUUGUAGUUCGAUCGUGAAGGAGCUCAUGACAAAGAAACAUCAGGCAUAUGCAUGGCCAUUUCUAAAACCUGUUGAUGCAGAAGGCUUGGGACUGCAUGAUUAUUACGAUAUUAUUAAAAAGCCCAUGGACCUUGCUACAGUGAAGAAAAAGAUGGAAGAUCGUGAAUACAGAAGUAUUGGUGAAUUUGCUGAAGAUGUUCGACAAAUAUUCCACAACUGCUACAGGUACAACCCUCCAGAUAGUGAUGUGGCUAAAAUGGGUAGAAAACUACAGGAAGUAUUUGAAAUGAAGUAUGCCCGCAUGCCUGAAGAACCAGUCCAGGCUGAUCCAACACCACCCUCAUCUGUGGCCUCAGGUUUGACCCGAGGGGAUGAAGGUAGUGGGGUUUCUUCCAGUGAGGACAGUUCUGAUGACAAUGACAGUGAAGAAGAAAGAGAAAGGAAACUGAGAGACUUACAAGAUCAACUGGCCAAAGUCCAGGAGCAGCUAGCUUCACUUACCAGGGAGCAUGUGCAACGAUUGAAAGACAAAAGUGAAAACAAGACCAAGAAACCCAAGAAGGAAAAGAAAGAAGAAAUUAAGAAAGAACUUAUAGACAAUGUGAAUCCACCACAGCAGGUGCCUGUGGCUUCCUUGCCGCCGCCGGCUCUCACAAAAGACACUCCAAAACCCAAGAAGAAAUCAAAACAAAAGUCACCUGCUGUGAAAAAAUCAAGAAACAACAGCAUUACUAGGGCAGGCUCAAAUCGCAAACGCUCGGUGUUACCACCUCCUUCUCUGACCGUACCACCGUUUGACAGCGAUGACGAAGACAAUGCAAAGCCGAUGACUUAUGACGAGAAGAGACAGCUGAGUCUUGACAUCAACAAGCUGCCAGGUGACAAGCUCGGCAGAGUGGUGCACAUUAUUCAGUCUAGAGAACCGUCCUUAAGAGAUUCGAAUCCAGAUGAGAUUGAGAUUGAUUUUGAAACUCUCAAACCUUCUACACUUCGUGAAUUAGAAGAGUAUGUCAUGACCUGUUUAAAGAAGAAACCCCGUAAAGCAUACACAAAGAAAGUUUCUGGUAAGUCCAAAGAGGAGGCUCAAAGAGAGAAGAAACUGGAGCUAGAGAAGAGACUAGAAGGUGUUCAGCAACAGCUUGGCCAAACCGCCAAGAAACCCAGAAAAGAAGAUGGUACCGGCAGUGACAUGCCGGCAUCAAGUCGGUUGAGUGCCAGCAGUAGUAGCACAUCAGGCAGUGACAGUAGUAGUGACAGUAGUUCGUCCAGCUCCUCAGAAUCCUCCGAUUCCGAAUCAGACACUCCAAAACCCAAGAAGAAAUCAAAACAAAAGUCACCUGCUUCUGGUCCACUGAAAGGGUCAAAGGUUCCUUUGGCAGCAGCCAACAAGAAAGACACAUCCUCACCAGUUAACCUGACCUCUCCUGUGAUCCCGAAUGCAUUCCCAAAAGUGCAGCCAGCCAUGAAUGUUGCAGCCACCCAUGUGAACUCGGUGAAGCAUGAAGUCCGUCCAGGUGUAGGCAUAGGUAACAUCAGCUUAUCUGGUCCUUCAAGUCUCAGCUUGCCCAAUACUUCCGGCUCUCUGUCAUUGACAUCUGCUGCUACCGCAACUAACAGAACUAUCACACACACCAUGCCUGCUCAACCUCCCAAGCAACCACUUGCUGUAGCUACCCCCAAGCCGGUGGCCAGACCAAACACGCUCAGCUGCCUGGGGCAGUUGACCGACGCAUUGCAUCAAUCACCGGCCCCGAGGGAACUCCGGCUUCAAGUUUGCCCUGGGAGAAGACCGUCUAAAGAUAAUAAUGUGGUGGCUAUGCAGACUCAACAGCAGCAUCAGCCCAGAACACAGCCAGCAAACCCUGAAACUGCUCUGCCUGGAGCUGCAGCAAGGAAAGCUGACAACCUUGUCCACUUGUCUCUAAGUGAUGAAGAUUCUAGUCCAUGUCCUAGUCCUCCAAAUUCAGCUCCAAGUGCUCCGCUUGGAGCCGAAGCGUCUGCUGCAAGUGGGGUUGGUGUAUCCUUCGGUGUUGGGUACAGCCAUCAGAACAAUGCCAUCAAGUCCAAUGAUGUGGAAAAUAAAACUCCCCCUGUUCCGACAGUCUCCCAGCCGCCAGCAGGCAAGAUGGAGGUAAAAAUGAACAAUGCCCAGUCAUGGAACUCUAUCACUGCAACUUUCCAGCAUUUCAAGAAAAUCAAUGAGAUGAAAAAUCAGAAAGAAAUAUAUUUAAAGAAAGCCGAGGAACAGAAACAGAAGCUGGCAAAAGAAAAACAAAGAAUUGAGGAAGAAAAGAAACGUGAGAGGGAAGAAGAGGAGGCCAUUGAGGCAGCACGCAAGAGAAAAAUGGAAGACGAUAAAGCAGAGGAGGAAAGAAAGAAGCGAGAAAGAAUAGAGCAGAUGAGACGGGCAGCUCAGAUGAGAAGGGAAGCAACUGCCAAUAUAAUCGACAUGAAUGCACAGAAUGACCUGAUGGCAUCAUUUGAAGCUUCUUAUCAGAACAGGUCUUGA